AUGCACGUGCAUAAUCUUGAAUCUGUAAUGCGACCGUUAAUUCAACUUGGUAAAUCUGUUGCAAUAUUAACAACGGAUAAUGGACCUGAUUUGUCGGGUAAAAGUCCAUGUAAUAUAUUUAAUUAUGGUGAAUUAUGGAAAAAAUUAAAAUUAGAUGCUAUGAUUUUGAACAGUUACACACCUGGUAAUAGUCGUUAUAACCCUGUUGAAAGAUCAAUG
Molecule: messenger RNA, 219 nt
Organism: Didymodactylos carnosus
Lineage: Eukaryota; Metazoa; Rotifera; Eurotatoria; Philodinida; Philodinidae
Source: the annotation of a GenBank genome assembly